AUUAUAAAGCCCCUCUCUCUCUCUGUGGGAGCCCCAUCUCCUUGGCGUGGGUUGAGUAGGUUUCCAGUCCGCGGAGGAACCCCGGCCAGCCAUGGCGUCGAUGGGGCUUCAGCUCGUGGGCGUGGGGCUGGCGGUGCUGGGGUGGCUGGGCACCGUCACCAUCUGCCUGCUGCCCAUGUGGAAGGUGUCGGCCUUCGUCGGCAACAACAUCAUCACGGCGCAGACCAUCUGGGAGGGCCUGUGGAUGAGCUGCGCGGUGCAGAGCACGGGCCAGAUGCAGUGCAAGAUCUACGACUCCCUGCUGGCGCUGCCCACCGACCUGCAGGCGGCGCGCGCCAUGGUGGUCAUCGCCAUCCUGCUCGCGCUGCUGGCCGUCCUGCUGUCGGUGGUGGGGGGGGAGUGCACCACGUGCGUGGGCGACCCGGCCGCCAAGGCCAGGGUGGGCCUGGCGGCGGGGGGGCUGUUUGUGCUGAGCGGGGCCCUGUGCUUGGGCACCGUGUGUUGGCCCACCCACACCAUCAUCAAGGACUUCUACGACCCCAUGGUGCCCGACGCCCAGAGGAGGGAGCUGGGGGCCUGCCUGUACGUGGGCUGGGGGGCAUCCGGGCUGCUCCUGGUGGGGGGGGUGCUGCUCUGCUGCCGCUGCCCCUGCGGGGGAGACCCCUACCACGGAGGGAGAUACGCCCCGCCUAGGUCCACCGUCCCAGGGAAGGAGUUUGUGUGAGCUCACACGUCUGGGGCUCAAGGUCACGGGCUACUGUGAAGUAACUUUCAUUUUAUUUUUUACUUGGAAUAAUGUUUUGAUUUGUCGACGCACCUAAAACUUAAUAACUGUACAACCAUUGUAUUUUUAUAUUAUGCACUGUAAUGCUAUAUACUUUUAUGGGACUUUUAAGCAGCAAACUAGUCCACUUGUUUUCCGACUGCAGACCUGGCGAAAAUGUUUCCUAACUUCCUGCCUACUUCGUUAUUAUGUUUGCUGUAGUCUAUGUGUAGAUCUAACCUAACUUUUUAUCAGAUUAAUGGACUUCUUCAUACUGGGUUUUCCACUUUGGAGGAAACCACUUAUUGUUUGAAUAAUAUAUUGCACUCCGAUUAUUGUUUUAAUAAUAUAUUUGUAUACCCAAUCAAAAACUAAAUGAGUAAGCUUUGUCAAAUGUCUAUAUGUCUAGCCUAUUAUCUGUUCUUAUCCCUGUCUUUAAAAAUAAAACAAAAAACAAUUA
Molecule: messenger RNA, 1223 nt
Organism: Gadus morhua (Atlantic cod)
Lineage: Eukaryota; Metazoa; Chordata; Actinopteri; Gadiformes; Gadidae
Product: claudin-4-like
Exons: 1
Coding region: 92-724 (210 amino acids)
Cellular component (GO): membrane; bicellular tight junction
Molecular function (GO): structural molecule activity
Source: RefSeq, a predicted model, not a curated record